Molecule: messenger RNA, 3137 nt
Organism: Colletotrichum destructivum
Lineage: Eukaryota; Fungi; Ascomycota; Sordariomycetes; Glomerellales; Glomerellaceae
Exons: 2
Coding region: 185-2404 (739 amino acids)
Biological process (GO): positive regulation of pseudohyphal growth by positive regulation of transcription from RNA polymerase II promoter; chromatin remodeling
Cellular component (GO): nucleus; SWI/SNF complex; nuclear chromosome
Molecular function (GO): transcription coregulator activity
Source: RefSeq, a predicted model, not a curated record
AGGAGAGGCUGCGACAGACGUAGCAUAAUCCACCUCUCAUUCUCGGUCGAACGUUGAAGCCAUCACCAAUUGGCAAACGCCACGACACAGGCGACACAAACAUAGACUUGCUUGCGCGUUUCCGCUUCAGACUCACGGCAGUCGCAUCGCCGCGGCGAUUCGGGAGCCUGCACUCUUCCCCAACAUGGCCGCGCAGCCAUCCACGUCCACGCCCACCGCGGCCGGCGCGACAGCAUCCUCCUCGGCCUCCACGUCCGCGCCUGUCUCCAACGAUCACGAUGGCACGCCCCGGUCCGUCGCAGCCAAGGCACUCCCCGUCCGGGACAGGGACUCGUUCAGUAAGCUGCAGGUCGAGCGCUACGUUACGCGCGAUUGGCACCACUCCGUCGCGAUGAAGGACGCCCAGGAGCGCUUCGAGAAGGAUAUGCAGCAGACGAGGGAUAAGAUCGAUGACUACAACAUCAUCAAGACCCAGCGCGCUUACUUCCCUCCGAGCAAACUAUACGGCGAAGGCUACCGCGGCUACGGGAACGGUUACACCGAUAUCGACCCGCGCAUGAGAGCGCCCUUUCCUGCCCAGGUCAUCUACCCGAGCCAGAAGCUGCGGCCGGGGAAACGCCAGUCGCAUCCGCUCCGAUGGAAGAAGAAGGAACUGAAGAAGCAGGCGGAGCAGCACGAAGAACUUGUGCCAAUACGGAUAGACGUGGACUGGGAAAAGAUCAAGCUUCGCGAUACCUUCACCUGGAACCUCCACGACAGGAUAAUCCCGGCCGAGCUUUUCGCGCAGCAUCUCGUCGAAGAUUUGGGCGUUCCCCUGGACGCCCAGCACAAGCCCGUUCUCGACCAAGUCAUCUUACAGAUACGCGAUCAGCUCAACGACUUCUACCCCCUGGUUUUCUCCGAAGAGGAUGCGCUCGACCCGGAGCUGCCAUACUCUGCUUACAAGAAUGAUGAGAUGAGGGUGCUGAUCAAACUAAACGUCACCAUCGGCGGUGUUACCUUGGUCGACCAGUUCGAAUGGGACAUUAACAAUCCUCUCAACUCUCCAGAGGAGUUCGCCGCCUCUAUGACUCGCGAUAUGUCGCUGUCGGGCGAGUUCACUACUGCCAUCGCACACAGCAUUCGGGAACAAUGUCAACUUUUCACACGGAGCUUAUACAGCGUCGGGCACCCCUUCGAUGGCCGCCCCGUCGAAGACCCCGAUUUGGUCGCCGCUUUCCUGCCAUCCCCGCUGCCGUCCGUCUUCAGGCCCCAGCAGCAGGCCAAGGAGUACGCGCCGUAUCUGUACGAGCUCAGUGACGCCGAUUUGGAGCGCAACGAGGUCAUCUUCUCCCGAGAAUUGCGGCGUCAAAAGCGUUCUAUCAACCGACGCGGCGGCCCGCAGCUUCCAGAUCUCAAAGAAAGACAGCGCACAAUCAGAACGCUCCUCGUAUCGUCCGUGCUCCCGGGGGCUGCCACGAAUAUCGAAGAGAGCACACUAUACAAACGUGUUGCCGGCGCGCCGACCACUCGCAAGAGGCCAGGGGCACGCGACGGCGAAGUGUCCGAUUCUGACGAUAGUGAAGACUCGGGGCCGGAUUCACCGGGUGUCUCUCAACUAGGUGGUGGUACGGCCAGGACCAGGGGCCUCCGCGGCGCUGCAAGUGCUGCUCAGCAAAGGAUUACAAAUCUGGGUCGUUCAGAAACCCCCGAGGCGAGCAUCGUCCACCACCACGAGACUCGCCGAAACGCCGGCCGGUCGAUGCGUGAUACCCGGGACGAGACCGAAGAGCCUACUCAGCUGAUCGUCACGUUGAAGGUCGGAAAGGACAAGCUGAGGAGACUGCUCCAGAAUCCGAGAGCAAGGUUCACGCCAAGCGGAUCACAGACCCCAUCAACGCCCGCACAUGCUCGCAUACCCAGCGCAGCAGCUGCUGCGGCGGCGGCGGCGGCGAGCUCGAUGCCUCCGCCGUCUACGCCGGCUUCCAACAGCCAGGCACUUCCUACUACGCUUGGCACGCCUCUACCUCAGGGCCAGAUUGGCCGACAACCUGCACCACCACCCGUCGCCGGCCAACCGCCACCACCUGCUCCUCCGCCCCCUGAAUGGCUCAAGAACUGCUUACAACAGCUCAAGACUACGUACCCCUUUGACAACUUUGAGGGCAUGAUGAAGUACUCGGCCAUCAAUCCGGACACGGAGAUGCCCAUAUCCGUGCCAGCAGGAUCGCAGCCUCCAGAGGGUGCCAAAUGGAUGUUCCUCCCACGCAUUCGUUGCCUCGACUGCCCCGGCAAGCUGUAUACUCCUGGUCCUGAAAUGACGGCCGGCAACUUCGAGGUCCACCUGCGAAAUAAGCAGCAUCGUCAGAAGGUCGACGCCAGAGAGGGCAAGGAUACGUCACAGUCAGCUACUAGCACGUCAUAGGACGACUGCGUAUGCGUAUCAAGGGACUGAACGCUCGGGCCGGCUCAGUCAGAACGCAAAGAAGCCAUUUAGCGUCACGGCUCGAAAAGACUGCCGUCCUGCCUACCACCGCUCGUCAGCGGGUGCUAAAGGGAAGGGCUAAACGAUGGCGCACGGGGAUCAAUGCCUGGUGCCCUCGAAGCAGCAUCUGCAACCUGUCGGCCAGUCCAUACCUUGCCUACCGAAAUAUCACUUUCGUUCAGCUCGUAGAACAACAUCGGCGGCUCCACGGACAAUCCCUGCGCAGUUGGGAUACAAUUCUUAAGGUUGACUACGUCCCAGCCUUGUACAAGAAACCUCAUCUUCAUUUAUCAUUUCAUGUCUUGCUUGUAGAACAAAAGCCACUAUUGCAUAGGCAUCAUGGUUAUGGUCAGAAGUCGCCUACGGGGGAGGACGGAGGAAGAAACGCAAGGCAGUUGGGUACUAGAACGAUUUUUUCUUUGGCUGAAGACUAUUGUUUUAAAAAAAAAACAGGUUACGGAGUUCAGAUCCUGCUGGCCUGGCAGGAUAGGAAUUGGCUGGAGUCUUUUUGUGAGUGUUUAUAAGGAGCGACUGUAAGAGGGGGUGAAUAGGUGAGAAGCUGGCCUACUUUACUUUACCUUGGAACUGCAUGCCUAACUAUGGUGAGUGCAGCUUCUCUGGGAGGCCUGUCGGUAGUAAGAAUAAUACCACAAAGAAGCUCAAGACAGUGACA